Solea solea (common sole) is the source of this 3827-nucleotide messenger RNA. RefSeq names its product minichromosome maintenance 9 homologous recombination repair factor (gene mcm9). NCBI's taxonomy places the organism in Eukaryota, Metazoa, Chordata, Actinopteri, Pleuronectiformes, Soleidae. The transcript has 15 exons. Bases 139 to 3642 code for a protein of 1167 amino acids. The record is from RefSeq and is a predicted model, not a curated record. Gene Ontology annotation, cellular component: MCM complex; nucleus. Gene Ontology annotation, biological process: double-strand break repair via homologous recombination. Gene Ontology annotation, molecular function: ATP binding; single-stranded DNA helicase activity; ATP hydrolysis activity.
UAACAGCAGCGGAAGUUCUGCUGCUAACCGCGCAAUACAAGCUUCUGUCUCGUAACUGCAGUCAAUGGUUUACGUCAGGAAAAAGGAAAGCGAACAAAUCUAUUAAAAUACAGAGUUCACAUCACAUCCCUUAACAGCAUGCUGAUAAACCCCCAACAGGAGGCUCUGAUUGGCCAGGUGUUUGAAACCUAUCUGACAGAGCAUCACCAUGGGGACGUUCUCCGGCUUUUUGCAGACACCAAUGAGGAGACCCAUCACUCUGUUGUUAUCAAUGCCAUGACAUUGUUUGAAGCCAAUAUGGAGGUUGGGGACUAUUUCAAUGCCUAUCCCAACGAUGUCCUGGCUAUUUUUGAUAAAGUGUUACAGAAAACAGCCAUGGACUUAUCACAGAAUGGUUCACCCACACACUGUGGAGGACAAAGAGCGAAAGAGCAGAGAAUGAGGUGCACGCUUCAUGCUCGCAUCACAGGUCUACCAGUUUGUCCAGAACUGACCAGAGACACCAUUCCCAGGUCCAGAGAUGUAGGACACUUUCUGUCCGUCACUGGCACUGUGAUCCGCACCAGUGCUGCAAAGGUUCUGGAAUCUGAGCGUGAUUACAUGUGCUCCAAGUGUCGCCAUGUUUUCACUCUGCACGCUGAUUUUGAUCAGUUUUAUGUCUUUGUUGCACCUGGAUCCUGCCCCAAUCCUGAGGGCUGUAAUUCAUACAAAUUCAGCUGUCUGUCAGGAGGAUCCGAGCCUGGAACCUGCAGGGACUAUCAGGAGAUCAAGAUUCAAGAACAAGUGCAGAGGCUGUCAGUGGGCAGUAUUCCUCGUUCUAUGGUGGUGGUCCUUGAGGAUGACCUGGUUGACAGUUGUAAAUCUGGAGACGAUGUGACUGUCUACGGUGUCAUGUGCCAGCGCUGGAAGCCAUUUUACGAUAGUUGUCGCUGUGAUGUGGAGUUGGUCCUCAAAGCUAACAACAUAGAAGUAAACAAUGAGCAGGCAGCUGCUGCUCUUGUCAUGAAGGAUGUUCAGCAGGAGUUUGAAGUCUUCUGGGAAAGUUACAAACACAAUCCCCUUGCUGGUCGGGAUCACAUGUUGUUGAGCCUGUGUCCACAGGUGUUUGGCAUGUAUGUGAUUAAACUAGCGGUGGCCAUGGUGCUGGCUGGGGGAGUACAGAGGAUAGAUUCUUCUGGAACCAAGAUCCGGGGUGAGUGUCAUAUGCUGCUGGUGGGCGACCCCGGCACAGGGAAGUCUCAGUUUCUGAAGUAUGCUGCUAAGAUCAUGCCUCGCUCUGUCCUCACUGCUGGAAUAGGAUCAACGAGUGCAGGACUGACGGUUGCUGCCGUGAAAGAUGGAGGUGAAUGGCACUUGGAGGCAGGAGCACUCGUCCUGUCAGAUGGUGGUUUGUGCUGCAUUGAUGAAUUUAACAGUAUCAAGGAACACGACCGCAUCAGCAUCCAUGAGGCUAUGGAGCAACAGUCUAUUAGUGUGGCCAAAGCUGGCAUGGUUUGUAAGCUGAACACUCGGAGCACCAUCCUGGCAGCGACCAACCCUAAAGGCCAGUACGAUCCUAACGAGCCUCUGUCUGUGAACAUUGCUCUGGCAAGUCCUCUGCUGAGUCGCUUUGACCUGGUCCUGGUUUUGCUGGACACAAGGAAUGCAGAGUGGGACCGCAUCAUCUCCUCAUUUAUUUUGGAAGACCAAGGACCGCCCUCUGGCUCAUGCAGCCUGUGGCCCUUGGAGAAAAUGAAGGCUUAUUUCAGUGUGAUUAAACGACUGCAGCCGCAGGUGUCGGAGGAGGCCAACCACAUCCUGACACGCUACUACCAGCUCCAGAGACAAAGUAACGGCCGCAACGCUGCUCGCACCACCAUCCGCAUGCUUGAAAGUCUGAGCAGGCUGGCUGAAGCACAUGCCAGGCUCAUGUACAGAGAGACGGUGACGAUAGAGGACGCCGUCAUGGCUGUGUCUGUCAUGGAGUGCUCCAUGCAGGGAGGUGCUCUGCUGGGGAAUGUAAAUGCUUUACUGACGUCAUUCCCUGCUGACCCUGGUACACAGUAUGAAGCUCAGUGUAAGGUGCUAUUGGAGGGACUGAACUUGCCACUGCUCCUACAGAAAGAGAUGCAGAGAAUUUCCAUGCUAAAGAGCAUCAUGUCACAGUCGCCCCAGUGUGAUCCACCACCUGAUAAUCACUGGGGUCAAUGCAGUGAUGUCACAGAGGAGAGUGGCUUGGAUUGGUUCCGCUCCAUCACUCCAUCGGUGUCACCUGACGUUUUGGCCUCACCAGUAAUCACAUCAACUCAGAACUUAAAGAAAACACCUGCAACAAUCAAACAGCCAAACUGUCAAAGUAACACAAGCCGAGCAUUAAAGUGCAGGGGAGCGGUUACCGCUGCCUCAGAGGAAGAAAUGAGAAAAAGUGAGAAAAAUGAAGGCGUGAAAGAAAAAAGCAGUUUCUUCCAAGACGAGGGACAGAAAGAUGACCAACAUUCAGAGUCGUCAGGGUUUGUGCUCCAGAAAGUCUCGAAGAAUCUGAGAGACAGAAGACUGCGGCAGCUGGAGCAGAAUAAGCAGCAGUGUGACAAGGACAAAGGAGGAGGACACAUAGACAGGGCGGUGUCCACAGGUGGUGCAGGUACAACAAAUACACCUCCACAUUCCCACAGGAGCAGCACACUGUCACCAGGUCAAAACAUUCCCUCAAAUAUCCAGGUCCAGGAUAACCGGUCAUCUGGCAAACUAAGUAGACUAGAGAACGAAGACGAGAGGAACCAAAGCAAGACUACAAACAUGUGUGCUGUGCUGAAGGAAAAGAUGGAGGCUGAAGGUGACACAGGGAAAGACCUGCGGGCCAAGUUGUUCAACUUUACAUUCAAACCAAGGAAUUCAAUGCCUUUACUCCACAGCCACAAGUUUAAUGCCAGCGCAGAUGUCAGUGCACACGUCCUAACUGAAAGCAGCCAGAGUAAACAGAAGCCAACGAGUCAUGAUGUGUUAGCCAGUCCAUCAGCCAACACACAGGAAAAUCAGUCUGAAGAGAGGUGCAGAACAAAGCAUCUCAGCUGCGUCAGUGAGGUGGGAGAGAGUGGCUCUUUUUCAUCAGCAGUUAAAAAUGGAAGUCAAAUAAAGGGAAAUAUGACUCGGCAACAAAGAAUCAGCGACAGUACAGAGAUAGUAGAUGGCUUUACUGACACACCACCUUCAAAUCUGAGCACUCACAUCAACUGUCCAGCACCGUUCCAACCGGGCCUCAAAAAGUCGACCAUAAACUCGUCAACACUGACUAAACUGGCACGGUUCUCAUUCACAUGCACAGCUAAAGCCACGGCUCAAACACCAGAGGAUAACCGUGCUGAAUCCUUUAGACCAAAUCCAAAAGUCAAUGAAACUCAAGAUAUCGCUGAACACAGUCCCACAAAAAAGAAGCUCAAAACGACCAUCACCUCAAACAAAGUCAAAAGUGUGUUCGUGCAGUCAUCAAAGUCAUGUGUACAACAGCCACAGGGCUGUGAAAGCACCGUCAAUCUGAAGAAGAGGAAAUGCUUUGAGCUGGUUUCUUCAUCACGUAGAGAUUGUGCAUUUUCUGGACUGUCCCUUUUUAGCUCUGCUGAGUUAAGUAAUGAUGUACUUGACACUGACUGGGACCAAGAGAUUUGAAAUGAUGUUAACACUGCGACGCACACUCUCUCCAUUUAAUGUGAGUCUGAGGGAGUGGAUCAGUGCAUGUUUAUGGAUGAAGAACUCCACAAUAAUAAUGUGUGUGUUAGGAAAGAUGAAGCAGGUGAUGUGUUUAGCAACUGUUCCCCCAGCGUGAUGUAAAUAAAAGACAAUAUUAUAAUGAC